AUUACAAAAACAAUGAGCAUUAUUUAGCUAAUAAACCCAACGAAAAUAACAUUGCCAAGGACAAAUCAAAUUGGGUUUAUACUGAAACGAAAUUAGAGAGCACUUUCAAAAGAGAAAAAGAUAGAAACUGAAGGGGAGAGAGAGGGAUAUGGGUAGUAAUGGUGGAAUUGCUACUAAUGCUACUUGUGUCUUAGUAAUCUGCACUCUUUUACUGUUGACAGUUAGUGGAUCAAAUGGGUCUCGUAAAACGGGGAGAUUAUCAUCAGUGUUUUCUUUGUUCAAUCUCAAAGAGAAAAGCAGGUUUUGGAAUGAGGCUGUUAUCCGUGGUGAUUUUGAUGAUUUGAAAUCUUUAAGCCCGGGUAAAGCAGGAGCCAUCAAUUACACAAAGGCUGGUAAUAUUGCAAAUUAUCUAAUGCUUCAGGAAGUGGAUUCUCUGUACCUUCCAGUUCCUGUGAAUUUCAUUUUUAUAGGAUUUGAAGGAAAAGGGAAUCAGGAAUUCAAACUUCAUCCAGAAGAACUUGAGCGCUGGUUCACAAAAAUUGAUCACGUCUUUGAACAUACAAGAAUUCCGCAAAUUGGAGAGGUGCUCACCCCAUUUUACAAAAUUAGCAUUGAUAAAGAGCAACGUCACCAUCUUCCCAUCAUCAGUCAUAUAAAUUACAAUUUUUCGGUUCAUGCUAUUCAGAUGGGCGAAAAAGUCACUUCUAUUUUUGAACAUGCCAUCAACAUUUUGGCUCGCAAGGACGAUGUGUCUGGUAACAGCAAUGAUGAGGAUGUCCUUUGGCAAGUGGAUGUGGACAUGAUGGAUAUUCUUUUCACUAGUCUUGUGGAUUAUCUUCAACUUGAAAAUGCAUAUAACAUUUUCAUUUUGAAUCCCAAGCAUGACUUAAAGAGGGCAAAAUAUGGCUACCGGAGAGGCUUAUCAGAGUCUGAGAUAAAUUUUCUGAAGGAGAACAAGAGCUUGCAAACAAAAAUUCUCAAGUCGGAAACCAUUCCUGAAAGUAUCCUUGAACUUGAGAAGAUUAAGAGACCUCUGUAUGAAAAGCAUCCAAUGACAAAAUUUGCCUGGACAAUAACUGAAGACACUGAUACAGUGGAAUGGUAUAAUAUUUGUUUGAAUGCACUCAAUAAUGUUGAGAAGUUGUAUCAAGGGAAGGAUACUUCUGAUAUUAUUCAGAACAAAGUUCAUCAGCUAUUGAAAGGGAAGAAUGAAGAUAUGAAACUUCUUGAAAAGUAUUUAAAAUCUGGGGACUUCGGUGAUUUUCAUACAGAAUGUCUUACAGAUACAUGGAUUGGCAGGGACAGGUGGGCAUUUAUUGAUUUAACUGCAGGCCCUUUCUCUUGGGGCCCUGCUGUUGGGGGGGAAGGUGUGCGCACAGAACUUAGUUUGCCUAACGUGACAAAAACCAUUGGUGCAGUUGCAGAGAUUUCGGAAGAUGAAGCCGAAGAUCGCUUGCAAGAAGCCAUUCAGGAAAAGUUUGCAGUAUUUGGUAAUAAAGAUCAUCAAGCCAUUGAUAUCCUUCUAGCAGAGAUUGAUAUUUAUGAGCUUUUUGCUUUCAAGCACUGCAAGGGAAGGAAAGUUAAGCUAGCCCUCUGUGAAGAACUUGAUGAGAGAAUGCAGGAUUUGAAAAAUGAGCUCCAAUCUUUUGAAGGAGAAGAAUAUGAUGAAAGUCAUAAAAAGAAGGCCAUAGAGGCAUUAAAACGAAUGGAGAACUGGAAUCUUUUCAGUGAUACUUAUGAGGAGUUUCAAAAUUACACGGUUGCACGGGAUACUUUUCUGGCACAUUUAGGAGCAACGCUGUGGGGGUCCAUGAGACAUAUAAUAUCACCUUCAAUUGCUGAUGGUGCUUUCCACUAUUAUGAGAAGAUAUCCUUUCAACUGUUUUUCAUCACACAGGAGAAAGUUAGGAAUGUAAAACAACUACCUGUGGAUCUCAAGGCUCUCAUGGAUGGGCUUUCCUCCUUGUUAUUGCCUUCCCAAAAAGCUAUGUUCAGCCAGAACCUAUUAUCGCUUUCAGAGGAUUCGGCAUUGGCGAUGGCCUUCUCAGUGGCGCGACGAGCUGCAGCUGUUCCUCUUUUGCUUGUUAAUGGAACAUAUAGGAAAACCAUUCGGUCCUAUCUUGAUUCCUCCAUCAUCCAAUAUCAGCUGCAGAGGUUGAAUGACCAUGUUUCUCUCAGAGGAGCACAUGCCCAUAGCAGGUCUACACUUGAAGUUCCUAUAUUUUGGUUCAUUUAUGGAGAGCCAUUAUUGGUUGACAAGCACUAUCAAGCAAAGGCUCUUAUGGACAUGGUUAUUAUUGUCCAGUCGGAGCCAUCAUCCUGGGAAAGCCAUCUUCAGUGUAAUGGGCAGUCAUUAUUGUGGGAUUUGAGGAGGCCCAUAAAAGCUGCAAUGGCUGCUGUCUCUGAACAUCUGGCUGGUUUACUUCCCCUUCAUCUUGUCUAUAGCCAUGCCCAUGAAACUGCGAUUGAGGACUGGAUAUGGUCUGUGGGGUGCAAUCUUUUUUCCAUAACUUCUCGUGGCUGGCACAUAUCACAGUUUCAGUCUGAUACUAUUGCUCGGAGCUAUAUCAUCACGACCCUAGAAGAGUCUAUACAAUUGAUCAAUUCAGCCAUUCGUCGUCUACUCAUGGAGCGUACUUCUGAAAAGACCUUCAGGCUCUUUCAGUCCAAAGAGCAAGAGCUUGUGAACAAGUAUAACUAUGUUGUUAGCCUGUGGAGAAGAAUCUCAAGCAUUACUGGUGAAUUGCAUUAUGUGGAUGCCAUGAGACUUCUUUAUACCUUAGAGGACGCUGCCAAAGGGUUCUCUGAUCAAGUAAACGCAACAAUAGCGCUUCUCCACCCAGUUCACUGCACGAGAGAGAGGAAAGUGCAUGUGGUGUUUGAUAUGACGACAAUUCCUGCUUUCUUAGUUGUUCUUGGUGUUCUUUAUAUUGUCUUGAAACCAAGGCGACCAAAGCCAAAAAUUAAUUGACAAUAAUUAUGGGUUGUAUGUCAUGAGGACUACAAUGUGAAGUUAUCUUGGAGGGGGAAUGACCAUGCAUUUUCUUCCCCAUAUAUGUUUACACAAUUUGGUUUGUUGUUUGAGGCAGAAAAAAGUUAAUUCAAAUGUUGGUGGCGAAGUACAGAGGAAUGGGGAACGAGAUGGUAACCACAUCGCCACCCGGUUCGGAGAAGCAAAGGACAGUUGAUUUUAGCCUUGCAUCAUAUACACUGACCUAGGUUAUAUAUAACAGUGUCAAAUUGUAACAUAGAGUCCGCUGAAUUCUUUUUGCAGUAUAGAAAUUACAGUCCACUGCAUGUGCUUCUCAAAUUAGUACAUUUCUCUAUGUGCUGGGAGAUUAGAAACAAAGGCAUAUAGAUUUUCAUUUCUUUUUUA
Ricinus communis (castor bean) is the source of this 3376-nucleotide messenger RNA. RefSeq lists its product as uncharacterized. The coding region runs from base 149 to 2971 and encodes 940 amino acids. The transcript has 25 exons. The record is from RefSeq and is a predicted model, not a curated record. Lineage: Eukaryota; Viridiplantae; Streptophyta; Magnoliopsida; Malpighiales; Euphorbiaceae.